AGCAGGGGUCUCACCCCGGUCAGGUUUCCUAAGCGGAACCAUCCAACAGCACCUCCUCGGAGCGGCGGAGCGUAAUAAGCGUGGCACGCAGACAAAACAUCAACAAUGUGAAAGGAAGGGUUCUUCAACCCGGUGUCAGAGGGUGAACCGAGAUGGCUACCCGUCGUGUUCCACUGGUCCUAUUGGCCUGUGGGUCCUUUAAUCCCAUCACCAACCAGCACAUGAGGCUGUUCGAGCUGGCCAGAGACCACAUGCACAGCACAGGCCAGUACCAGGUGGUGGGUGGCAUCGUGUCUCCAGUGAGUGACGGCUAUGGAAAGCAAGGCCUGGUGCUGGCUAAGCACCGCAUUGCAAUGGCAAAGCUGGCGCUGCAGAGCUCCAACUGGGUCACAGUUGAUGAAUGGGAGAGCCAGCAGCCAGACUGGACAGAGACAGUGGUCACUAUGAGGUAUCAUUAUGGGCGUAUUCUGAAAGAGUAUGAGCAAAACAGUGAGACACACUAUGACUCCAAUGGGAACAUCGCUCCUCUCUCAGGUCCGUCUCCAAGGCUAAAGCUUCUAUGUGGAGCUGAUUUCCUCGACACCUUUAAAAUUCCAGGCUUAUGGCGGGACGACCACGUGGAAGAGCUGGUCGAGUGUUUCGGUCUUGUCUGCGUCAGUCGGGGGAGGCUGCAGCCGGAGCGGGCCGUCCACGAGUCGGACAUGCUGAACAGCCACAGACAAAACAUUUUCCUGGUGAGGGAAUGGGUGAGGAAUGAGACGAGCGCCACGGAGGUCCGCCGAGCGCUGAGACGAGGCCUGAGCGUGAAAUACCUGAUCCCAGACUCUGUGAUAGAAUACAUUCAGCGGCACAACCUCUACACGGAGGACAGCGAGAGGAGAAAUGAGGGCACGGUGCUGAGACCGCUCAUCAAACAGGCUCACACACCAGUGAAGAGUCUGGACGACUAUGUAAAUGUUGCCAUCAGGAAAAUUGCCAACUUGCUGAAGCCUGACAAGGACAUCACUCACGACGGGGACCACAUCAUCAUCAAGACCCUCAGCACCUUCAAAAACUACAACAUGGACUUCUAUGUGGGCAAAGAGUUUGAGGAGGAUCUGUCUGGAGUGGAUGACAGGAAAUGCAUGACCACCAUCACCUGGGAGGGCGACAAGCUGGUUUGUGUGCAGAAGGGAGAGAUUGAAGGAAGAGGCUGGACCCACUGGGUGGAGGGAGAUGAGCUUCAUCUGCUCUUUCUGCAUACAACAGUGCCACCAGCUGCCACCAUGCCUGCAGACUUCAAUGGAAAAUGGAUACUGGAAACCAAUGGCAAUUUUGAGGAAUACUUGAAAGUGUUGAAUAUUGACUUUGCUACCAGGAAAAUUGCCAUCUCCCUGUCUCAGACCAAAGUGGUGACCCAAGAUGGAGACAAGUUUGAGUUCAAAACACUGAGCACCUUUAGGAAUUAUGAGCUGGCCUUCACUGUAGGGGUGGAGUUUGAUGAGUACACGAAGGGACUAGACAAUAGAAACAUCAAGUGUUUGGUUACCUGGGAGGGGGACAAGCUGGUGUGCACUCAGAAAGGCGAGAAGUCCAACCGUAGCUGGAAACACUGGAUCGAAGGAGACAAACUCUACCUGGAGCUGACGUGUGAAGAUGUAGUUUGUCUUCAGGUGUUCAAGAGGAAAGAAUAAUAUCUGCUUUCAUUUUUUCAGUUAAAAUCAAGGCUUGCACAUCAAUACAACUUUACAUUUUCCAGAAUAUAUGAAGAAAAAUCAUGAAUAAAGGUGCUUUGAGAAUAUA
Messenger RNA from Acanthochromis polyacanthus (spiny chromis), 1782 nucleotides. RefSeq names its product nicotinamide/nicotinic acid mononucleotide adenylyltransferase 1. Gene Ontology annotation, molecular function: nicotinate-nucleotide adenylyltransferase activity; nicotinamide-nucleotide adenylyltransferase activity; lipid binding. Lineage: Eukaryota; Metazoa; Chordata; Actinopteri; Pomacentridae. Gene Ontology annotation, biological process: NAD+ biosynthetic process. The record is from RefSeq and is a predicted model, not a curated record. Gene Ontology annotation, cellular component: mitochondrion. The coding region runs from base 153 to 1673 and encodes 506 amino acids. The transcript is spliced from 12 exons.